AUGAGUUUUGACAAAAUUGUCGAUGGCGGUAGCAGUUGCGGUCAGAGUAGUGGUUCACGGGUAAAUAUAAGUGGUACACUUGCUGUUGUUGGUGCAAUCACUUCAGUAAUUAGGAAGCUUAGUCAAAAACAAGCAUUAUCUUAUGUCCUACCAUUUGUUACAUAUCCUUUAGAUACUAGUAAAUCCCAACAUAUUAUGCAUAUGGAAGGUGUAAUACUAGCAACUGUAAACAAUUGGACAGGAUUAUUUAAUAUGACAAAUCAGUACAGCUUUGAACCAAAAUUCAAUGAACCAGAUUUUAACAAGAAUAUAUCAUAUGCAUUAAAGAUAAUGAUUAUGUUGUAUUAA
Molecule: messenger RNA, 348 nt
Organism: Funneliformis caledonium
Lineage: Eukaryota; Fungi; Glomeromycota; Glomeromycetes; Glomerales; Glomeraceae
Source: the annotation of a GenBank genome assembly